GGGGGGAGCAGGUGUGUAUAAAAGAGAAGAUGAGGAAGGACAGACACUCUGUCUCCAGGCAAGCAGGCAGGCAGGCAGGAUGCGGGCAGCGAUGGACCUUCUGUGGCUGGUGUCUUUCACCCUGAUGCUACCCGCCCUCUAUCAGUGCGAUCCACUCUACAUCAUGAGCACCCCCAAUCUGUUGCGCGUGGGCAGCAAAGAGAAGGUAUUUGUGGAGGCCCAGGAAUACAAUGGAGGUAACAUCGAGGUGGAAAUUGCAGUAAAGGACUUCCCAGCCAAAAACAGGGAGUUCUUCAGCAGAAAAGUUCCUCUCACCUCUCAGAAUAAAUUCCUGGCUCUUCAGGAAAUUGAAAUCAGAGAAGAUGCAUUUGACAGAACAUCAACUAAAAAACAGUAUGUGUACUUACAAGCAAAGUUCCCCCAACAUCAACUGGAGAAAGUAGUUCUUCUGUCCUUCCAAGCUGGCUACAUUUUUGUUCAGACUGAUAAAACCAUCUACACACCAACCAGCACGGUUCAUUACAGGAUCUUCACCCUGAACCCCAGCAUGGAACCUGUUAACAAUGGUGUUUCAGUUGAAAUCAUGACCCCUGAUGGAAUAACGAUUGACAGAGUCCAAGUGCUUCCUGCCAAAGGUGUCACAUCAGGAACCUUUAAACUGCCAGAAGUGAUCAGCACUGGCACAUGGAAAGUGGUGGGGAAAUUCCAGAAAACUCCACAAAUGAAUUUCACUGCUGAGUUUGAGGUCAAGGAAUAUGUACUUCCAACAUUUGAGGUCAGUCUGGACGCUGAACAAUCAUUUUUCUAUGUGGACGAUAAAGAACUGCUUAUCGACAUAACAGCCAAGUACCUCUACGGGAAGGAGGUGAAUGGAAAGGCAUUCGUGGUGUUUGGCUUGAUGACUCCAGAAGGAGAGAAGAAGAGCCUUCCGGGGUCUCUCCAGAGGGUGGAGAUCAUCGAAGGGAAGGGAAAAGCGAAACUGGAGAGGGAGCACAUCCUACAGGUCAGCCCCAACAUGGAGCAGCUCGUUGGAUCGUCCAUCUAUGUGUCCGUCAGCGUCAUGACCAGAACAGGCACGGAGAUGGUGGAGGCGGAGAAGAAGGGCAUCCUCAUCGUCACCUCACCCUACUCCAUUCACUUCCAGAAGACGCCCCAGUACUUCAAACCCGGGAUGCCGUUUGACAUUAUGGUUUACGUGACAAACCCAGAUGAAAGUCCUGCUGAAAAUAUCCGGCUGAAGGUUUCUCCAGGAAAUGUGUAUGGCGAUACGAACAAGGAGGGCCUGGCCAAGCUCACCAUCAAUACUGGCGGGGGGGCCAAUGACCUCAAAGUUACUGUGGAAACGAUAAUGGAAGAACUGAAAGCACAGCAACAGGCAAGGAAGACGAUGGUGGCCCAGCCCUACCUAACAUAUCAGAACUCCCAGAACUACCUGCAUAUCGGGAUCACCUCAGCCGAGCUAGCAAUCGGCGACAACCUGCUCGUAAAUCUGAACCUUAAGAACAAUCCAGGGGUCCAGGAUCAGAUCAGUCACUUCACAUACCUGGUAGUGAACAAAGGACAGAUUGUGCAUGCGGACAGACAGGAGAGGCAGAAAGGUCAAUCACUGGUGACCUUGUCGCUGCCGAUCAGGAAAGACAUGAUCCCAUCAUUUCGGCUGGUGGUUUAUUACCACCUGGGAGCAGCAGAGGUGGUGUCAGACUCGGUCUGGGUGGAUGUGAAGGACACCUGCAUGGGGACGCUCAAAAUCACCUCGAAGAAGACGCAAUAUCCACCACGUAGCAAGUUCACUCUGAACAUUGAGGGCGACCCCGAGGCCAAGGUGGGGCUGGUGGCCGUGGAUAAGGGUGUCUACGUGCUGAACAGCAGAAACAGACUGACCCAAAGCAAGAUCUGGGACACGGUCGAGAAACACGACAUCGGCUGCACGGCGGGAAGCGGUAGAAACAGCAUGGACGUCUUCUAUGAUGCCGGUCUGAUUUUCCAGUCCAAUGCGAAUGUGGAGACCAAAUCCAGAACAGAGCCUCACUGCCCCGCCCCCCCAAAGAGGCGGCGCCGCUCCAUCACCUUGCUGGACCUGAAGUCCUCGUUGGUCGGCAAAUACAGCACUGAGCUGCAGAAGCAGUGCUGCGCAGACGGCAUGGUGGAGAGCCUGAUGGAGUACACCUGCGAGCGCCGCGCCGAGUUCAUCAUCGACGGGGCCGAGUGUGUCAGCGCAUUUCUGCACUGCUGCAAUGAGGCUGCAACAAACCGGCAGAAGGCGGCCAAUGAGAACCUGGGGCUGGCACGCUCAGACGAUGAUGAUAACUACACCCCGGACAGAGACAUUGUGUCACGCACACAGUUCCCUGAAAGCUGGCUGUGGCAGGAGGAGACACUGCCAGCGUGCCCCAGAGGAAGGCCAGACUGUGCUUCUACAUCAAUGGAUAUUACAAAUUUUUUGAAGGACUCCAUUACCACCUGGGAGGUCACUGCUGUCAGUCUGUCAAAAAAAAGUGGAAUCUGUAUGGCGAGCCCCUUUGAGAUGAAAGUGAUGAAGGACUUCUUCAUUGACCUGAAACUACCCUAUUCUGCUGUGCGAAAUGAGCAGCUGGAGAUCAAAGCUGUACUUUACAACUACAUGGAGAAUGACAUAAGAGUUCGUGUGGAACUGAUGGAGACUGAGACAGUGUGCAGUGCGGCCCACAAGAAGAGGAAGUACCGGCAGGAGGUGGAUGUGGAUGCAAUGUCCUCCUAUGCUGUGCCCUUCGUCGUUAUCCCCAUGGGCCUCGGGGAGCACUCCAUUGAAGUCAAAGCGUCUGUCUAUGACUCCACCUUCAGUGAUGGUGUGAAGAAGAACCUGCUGGUGGUGCCUGAAGGGAUACACAUCAGGAAGGAGAUUAAAACAGUCAUUCUGAAUCCUGCUACACACAAUGGGAAUCAGAUGGAGACAGUUAAGGGUGCAGAUCUGAAGAAUAGGGUGCCUGGGUCCCCUGCUGACACAUUCAUCAGUGUGACCGGUGAGCAGAUUGGCCAGACCAUCUACCAGGUCAUCAGCGGCUCACCGCUUGGGAACCUCAUCCAGCAGCCAUCAGGCUGCGGGGAGCAGAACAUGAUUGGCCUCACAGGACCAGUAAUUGCCACGCGCUACCUGGACAGCACAGGCGAGUGGGAGAAGGUGGGAGUGGAUAAGCGAGAGACUGCCAUCAAGUACAUCCGCACAGGUUAUAUACAGGAGCUGACGUUUCGCAAGGACGACGGAUCAUACAGUGUUUGGAAACAUACACCAAGCAGCACCUGGCUGACAGCAUAUGUGACCAAGGUGUUCGCCAUGGCAUAUCGUCUCAUCAGCAUUGAGGAGAACGUGAUCUGCAGUGGCACAAAGUGGCUGAUCUUGAACGCACAGGAGCCUGACGGCACCUUCAAAGAGCAUGCCCCAGUCUACCACGGAGAGAUGGUGGGAAACGUGCGAGGGAAAGACGCUGAUGCAUCGCUUACGGCGUUUGUCCUCAUCGCGUUGCAGGAAGCGCGUCCGAUAUGCGGAGCAGACAAAGUCGGCAGUCUGCCGGAUAGCAUCAAGAAAGCCCAGGACUUCCUGACCGGCAGAAUCCGCACCCUAACCAACCCCUAUGCUGUGGCCAUGACCUCCUACGCCCUGGCCAACGAGGGCAAGCACCAGGUGGACACCCUGAUGAAGUUUGCAUCCAGAGAUAAAACCCACUGGCCGGUCAUUGGGAGCCAUCUCUUCACCCUGGAGGCCACUGCAUAUGCGCUGCUGGCUCUGGUCAGGGCCAAGGAGUUCGACAAGGCCGGACCCGUGGUGGAAUGGCUGACCAAGCAGCAGUUCUAUGGCGGAGGGCAUGGCUCCACCCAGGCCACCAUCAUGGUCUUCCAGGCCGUGGCUCAGUACUACACAGACGUGACUGAACUGAAGGACAUCAACCUUCAGGUGGAUAUCAGCGUUGCAGGUCGCAGUAAACCCCUCGCAUGGACCUUUAACAAGGGCAACGCCUACUUAACCCGCUCCCUGAAGGUCAACUAUAAUCAAGAUCUCAACAUCACAGCGAAAGGGACCGGGCAGGGGGUCGUGUCGGUCAUGACCAUGUACAACGCCUUACCUGCUGAAGAGAAAGUGGCCUGUAAGAACUUUGACCUGAAGGUGAAACUGACAAAAACAGCAACAAAGCAGGACUACCUGGAAUCGUACAAACUUGAGAUCGACAUGACGUACCUGUCUACAGAGACAGAUGCCACCAUGACUGUUCUGGACAUCACCCUCCUCACUGGCUUUGUAGCAGAUCAGGAUGACCUGAGAAGGCUAACCACAGGAAAGGACAGGUAUGUUCAGCGGUUUGAGAUGGACAAGCAGUUGUCUCAGAAGGGCUCCCUCAUCCUCUACAUGGACAAGGUCUCUCGUAAGGUGCCUGACAGAGUGGUCUUCAAGCUGCACAAGGAGCAGAAAGUGGGCAUCCUCCAGCCCGCUGGCAUCACUGUCUAUGAGUACUACUCUAUGGAGAAUCGCUGUACGCAGUUCUACCAUCCAGAGAAGAUGAAUGGGAGCCUGAACCGCAUCUGCCAUGAAGAUGUGUGCCGGUGUGCUGAAGAGAACUGCAGCUUACAGAAAAAACUUGGAAAAGAUGACCUGGACCGCUACACAGAAGCAUGUCACGCUGGUGUCGACUAUGUUUACAAAGCCAUGGUGCAGGAUGCUGUGCUCUCUCAUACCCUGGACCAUUUCAUCCUACAGAUCGUCGAGGUGAUCAAAGAAGGAACCGACACUGGGGUUCAGGGCCAAAGACGCCAGUUCAUUUCACACCCUUACUGCAGAGACGCAAUUGACCUGCAGGUGGGAAAGACCUACCUGCUGAUGGGCAAGUCGGACGACCUCAUGAAGGGCGACAAGGACAGUCUCUACAUGCUGGGAGGUGGGACGUGGAUUGAGUACUGGCCCACCAACGAGGACUGUCAGAAAGAGGAAUAUCGGCAGACCUGCCUGAGCAUCACAACUUCCACCACAGACCUCUUGACUUUCGGCUGUCCCACCUAAGCUGUCACCUGUCCGUCUGUGUGUAUGCGUGUUUGCCCAGGUGUUGUCCUUUACAAUUUCCUGCCUGAGAACAUGUUGGUUCCUCAGCCGUACUUCACCUGCUUACCACACAGAAGAAUGUAAACUUCUAAAUCUUCCGGAUCUCUCAUAGCUUUUAAGUAGAACCUUCCUUCUAAAUGAAAAUGAAAAUGAGAGAAGUUUCAGUUUCAAUCUUCACUAUGUUUUGAUAUUUCGACUCAAAUUGUCUGAAAUGAAAAAAUAAAAAACAUGAACAUAUGGAAAUAACAA
Brienomyrus brachyistius is the source of this 5314-nucleotide messenger RNA. RefSeq names its product complement C3-like. The record is from RefSeq and is a predicted model, not a curated record. The transcript is spliced from 41 exons. Lineage: Eukaryota; Metazoa; Chordata; Actinopteri; Osteoglossiformes; Mormyridae. Bases 80 to 5026 code for a protein of 1648 amino acids. Gene Ontology annotation, cellular component: extracellular region. Gene Ontology annotation, molecular function: protein binding; endopeptidase inhibitor activity.